AUGGUGCUCGCAAAAUCCAAGAAUGCCGUCGGACUGGGGAAUAGUUUGAUGAAUGAUCGUUUUGGAAAGGGGAAAGGGGCAGAUCGCAAGAAGGUCACAUCAGCAGGAAUUCACAGAAUUAAUCAUGCCACGGGAGAAACGUACGUUACCAACGACCGUAAGGAGGCCAGCUGGGUCAAGAUGCGAUCGGUUACCGAGCAGGCUGCCCUCGAUGAGUUCUUAUCGACCGCGGAGUUGGCAGGCACAGAUUUCACUGCGGAGAAGAUGAAUAAUGUCAAAAUCAUCCAUACCGAUCAGAAGAACCCAUAUCUCCUAUCAGCAGCAGAAGAGCGGGCAGCAGUUGGAAAGCAAAAGGCACACAAGGACCGGUUAACCGUCCCAAGAAGACCGAAAUGGGAUUCUACAACCACUCCCGAACAACUGGACCGAAUGGAGAGAGAUAGCCUCCUGGAAUGGCGACGAGGCCUAGCGGAGUUGCAAGAGAACAACGAUCUGCUUAUGACACCAUUUGAGCGGAAUUUGGAGGUAUGGAGACAACUGUGGAGAGUUAUUGAGAGAUCUGAUUUGGUUGUGCAAAUUGUGGACGCUCGUAACCCUCUAUUGUUUCGGUCAGACGAUCUGGAAAAAUACGUCAAGGCUGUCGAUUCCAGGAAAGAGAAUCUUCUGCUCGUUAACAAGGCGGAUAUGUUAACUUUCGACCAGCGCCAAUCGUGGGCUGAUUAUUUUGAAGCUGCUGGGAUCUCAUACAAGUUUUUUUCUGCCAGUUUAGCGAAAGAGAUGAACGAAACUCGAGAAUUCGAUUCGGAUGAAGAAGAAGGCGAGGAGGAAGAGGAGGAGGAUGAGGCGGAGCCUUCUGGAUCCAAGCUCACGGAAAAGGCCCAAGCUCUUGACAUCAAGGAUGAGGAGCAACCCGAGGAUGAUGACGAUGACGAGGAGCCAGAGGAUGAUAGGACUAGAAUAUUAACAGUGGACGAGUUAGAGGCUCUCUUUUUGUUGCAUGCUCCAGACAACCAAGAUGCCGACUCUGAGAAUCCAAGAAAGACCCAAAUUGGACUUGUUGGAUACCCCAAUGUCGGAAAAUCUUCAACUAUCAAUGCCUUGAUUGGAGCCAAGAAGGUGUCUGUUUCUUCUACACCAGGAAAGACGAAGCAUUUUCAGACUAUUCAUUUGAGUGAUAAGGUCUUGCUAUGCGAUUGCCCAGGUCUCGUAUUCCCUAACUUUGCUACAACCAAGGCAGAGCUCGUUUGCAAUGGAAUUCUUCCAAUUGAUCAACUCAGAGAGUUCACUGGUCCAGCGGGACUAGUUGCUAAACGGAUACCUCAACAUUUCCUAGAGGCUCUCUACGGUAUGAAGAUUCAGAUUCGGCCACUGGAGGAAGGCGGAACAGGUACGCCAACUGCCGAAGAAAUUUUAUCUGCGUACGCGAAGGCUAGAGGUUUUACAAGAACUGGUCAAGGUCAACCAGAUGAAUCUAGAGCAGCCAGAUAUAUCUUGAAAGAUUACGUCAAUGGCAAACUUCUCUUCUGUCAACCGCCUCCUCUGGAUAUCGACCCGCUGGAGUUCAACAAAGAGCUUUACGAUGAAGGCCACCUUCCCGAGAAGAGAAGAUUGGCGCUGGCAUCUAUGGAGUCUCACGCUGACGAUCUAUCAUCGGUUGCCGGUUCAGACAUGAUUCCCUUGGAGCAGGGAGCGAAGUCCAAAAAGCUUGACGGUGCUUUCUUUGCUCAAGGACAAGGGAAUUCGGCACAUCUACGUAUGCCGUUCAAUCACAAGUACACUGAGCAAGGGACAGCCAGCGGCAAGCAACUUUCAGGUCGGAAACAGAAGACUCUGCUUGCUUUAGAGAAAGACUUGGACCCGAAUGAUGUGAAGAUGUUGACAAGUAAGAAGCACUUCAAGAACGGAACUAAGGGCAACGGGAAGCGAAGAGCAGAUUAUUUUAAGGAUUAG
Cadophora gregata is the source of this 1950-nucleotide messenger RNA. RefSeq lists its product as uncharacterized. The transcript has 4 exons. Gene Ontology annotation, cellular component: cytosol. Gene Ontology annotation, biological process: ribosomal subunit export from nucleus. The record is from RefSeq and is a predicted model, not a curated record. Lineage: Eukaryota; Fungi; Ascomycota; Leotiomycetes; Helotiales; Ploettnerulaceae. Gene Ontology annotation, molecular function: GTPase activity; GTP binding. The coding region runs from base 1 to 1950 and encodes 649 amino acids.